AUGACCACCGCAGUUGUAUCGCCUUUCUUCGACUUUGAUGUAAUGAACAAGAACAACAAACUGCUGAACUUCAACAACAACCUGCCGGCCCCCCACAUGUCAGGUCCCUGCUCUGGCUCGAACCUGCCCCUGAGCCCUGGAUCCCUGCUGGACAGGAAGGCGGUGGGUGCUCCCUCCGCAGUGUUCCAGAGACGACACUCCGUAAGCAGCACAAAGUUCAGCCAGAACCAGUUCAUCAACAGCCUGAAGGCCAUGGACCACCCCCUGCUCUCAGGCCUCAGCAGCAACAAGGAGAACCGCCUCCGCGAGCGCUCCUUCUCCGAGACGGGCGAGCGGCUGCUGAACAAGUGCCUGACCCCGCCCAGCCCCACGGGGGGCGCCCAGGUCAACUCCAGCCGCUACAAGACUGAGCUGUGCCGGCCCUUCGAGGAGAACGGCUCCUGUAAGUACGGAGACAAGUGUCAGUUCGCCCAUGGCCUACACGAGUUGCGCAGCCUGAGCCGCCACCCAAAGUACAAGACGGAGCUGUGCCGCACCUUCCACACCAUCGGCUUCUGCCCGUACGGCCCACGUUGCCACUUCAUCCACAACGCUGAGGAGCGCCGUGGCCCCCCGCAGAGCCUAGGCUCUUGUAGCAAGGAGCGGCCCCGUCUGCAGCACAGCUACAGCUUUGCAGGGUUCUCAAGCUCCAGCCUCAGGGACAGCCCCACCUCCCUCACUCCUCCUCCCGCCUUCUUCCCUGACGAGCUGCCACAGUGGCCCAGCAGUAACCCCUUCACCUACUCCAGCCAGGAGCUGGCCAGUCUGUUCGGGCCCAGCCUGGGGACCGGUCCCAUGGGCUCGGAGCCCAGUGGGCCUCCCUCUCCCACUGUAGCACCGUACUAUUUCAGGCCCAUGGUGGAAUCCCCUCACAUGUUCGACACCCCCUGUAGCCCCCCAGACUCUCUGUCGGACCAGGAGGGGUACCAGAGCAGCUCUGGGGGCAGUCUGAGCGGAUCAGAGAGCCCGACGCUUGACAGCACACGCCGCCUGCCCAUCUUCAGCCGCCUGUCCAUCUCUGACGACUAA
This is a messenger RNA of Knipowitschia caucasica, 1068 nucleotides long. The record is from the annotation of a GenBank genome assembly. NCBI's taxonomy places the organism in Eukaryota, Metazoa, Chordata, Actinopteri, Gobiiformes, Gobiidae.